AUGGUGCCCAGCGGCCCGCCUGCCUUGAUCUCAGUCCACCCAACCCAACCCAACCUCCAGAUAUUCUGCCGUCCCAGCCACCCGCGAAACUCACAAGCUUGCCCUCUCUCAACCAACAACGGACAGCAGCCAGCCUUCGUCGCCGUUGAAAGAAAACCGCCGAGUGGCCCGCAAGGUUUGUAUUCUGCAUUCCUCUCCUCCAUUGCGAACGCGCCAGUCUAUUCCCGUCUUUACGCAUCCUCGAUCGGUCGAGUGCCGUUGAACAAAGCCAUUCUUGCGUCGACGCUCUCCGCUUCAGUUUCUCAUCAGUCCCCCACCCCUCCGUACCCCGCGCAGGCUGCAUUCCAGCGGCCAAACUUGGCAUCCGCGCUGCGCUGA
Purpureocillium takamizusanense is the source of this 378-nucleotide messenger RNA. RefSeq lists its product as uncharacterized. The record is from RefSeq and is a predicted model, not a curated record. The transcript has a single exon. NCBI's taxonomy places the organism in Eukaryota, Fungi, Ascomycota, Sordariomycetes, Hypocreales, Ophiocordycipitaceae. Bases 1 to 378 code for a protein of 125 amino acids.